Molecule: messenger RNA, 827 nt
Organism: Euleptes europaea (tarantolino)
Lineage: Eukaryota; Metazoa; Chordata; Lepidosauria; Squamata; Sphaerodactylidae
Gene: PLPP5
Product: phospholipid phosphatase 5
Exons: 7
Coding region: 21-827 (268 amino acids)
Biological process (GO): phospholipid metabolic process
Molecular function (GO): phosphatidate phosphatase activity
Source: RefSeq, a predicted model, not a curated record
GGCUCCUGCAGAAGCCGAGGAUGCGGCGGGUCCCGCGGGCGGGGCUCGCGCUGGUGCUGGAAGUGGGGGUGCGCGCGCUGCUCUUAGGAGCGUUCUUGAUCACUGAAAUUCUGCCUCCGUUCCAGAGGGUCAUACAGCCUGAAGAGAUGUGGCUUUAUAAAAACCCUUAUGUGGAGUCUGACCACGUCCCUGCCAAGCCAAUGUUUUUCAUUUCCUUUUUGUCUCCCUUGGUCUUGAUUCUUCUGGCCAAAUUCUUCAUGAAUUCUGACCAAGAUGAUACGCGGGAAGCAUGUCUAGGGGCCAGCUUGGCUCUUAUGCUGAAUGGCGUCUUCACCAAUGCUGUGAAGCUGGUCGUAGGCAGGCCUCGGCCCGAUUUCUUCUUUCGCUGCUUUCCCGACGGACGGGCAACCGCUCAGCUGUUGUGCACAGGUGACUCACAAGUAGUGACGGAAGGGCGCAAGAGCUUCCCCAGUGGGCAUUCUUCGUUUGCUUUUGCUGGUCUUGCCUUUGGCUCCUUCUACGUGGCGGGGAAGCUCCACUGCUUUGCGCCCGGUGGGCGUGGGCAGUCCUGGCGCCUUUGUGCCUUCUUAGCACCGCUCUUUGUGGCGAUGCUCAUCGCUUUGUCCCGUACCUGUGAUUACAAGCAUCACUGGCAAGAUGUCGUGGUUGGCUCAGCCAUGGGUUCAGUGUUUGCGUACCUGUGCUACAGACAGCACUAUCCUCCUCUGACGGACCCCGACUGCCAUCAGCCCCUGCAACACAAGUCCAGACUCUCUGCUCCCGAGAGGCAAAAGCUAACCCUCUCUGGUUUCAACCUUGAUGUAUAA